CUCGUGGUGGUUGCCACAAUGACCGUCAAGCGUCGCUGCCACGGCCGCAACAAGAAGGGGCGCGGCCACGUCAACCGCGUGCGCUGCGUGUCCACGGGUAAGGCGAUCCCCAAGGACAAGGCGAUCAAGCGCUUCAUCGUGCGCAACAUCGUCGAGGCGUCCGCGCUGCGCGAUAUCCGCGAGUCGUCGUGCAUCGAGGGCUACCAGCUGCCCAAGAUCUACAUCAAGCAGUUCUACUCGAUCGAGGCUGCGAUCCACCAGCGCAUCGUGCGCGUCCGCUCGCGCGAGCUCCGCCGCUCGCGCGAGCCGCCCCAGCGCAACCGUCCCGCCUUCACUCCGC
Molecule: messenger RNA, 340 nt
Organism: Emiliania huxleyi CCMP1516
Lineage: Eukaryota; Haptophyta; Isochrysidales; Noelaerhabdaceae
Exons: 2
Biological process (GO): translation
Cellular component (GO): cytosolic small ribosomal subunit; ribosome
Molecular function (GO): mRNA binding; structural constituent of ribosome
Source: RefSeq, a predicted model, not a curated record